Molecule: messenger RNA, 1114 nt
Organism: Triticum aestivum (bread wheat)
Lineage: Eukaryota; Viridiplantae; Streptophyta; Magnoliopsida; Poales; Poaceae
Product: F-box protein PP2-B11
Exons: 3
Coding region: 66-494 (142 amino acids)
Molecular function (GO): protein binding
Source: RefSeq, a predicted model, not a curated record
ACCAGCGAAGCGUAUUACAUGUCGCUUUAUCAUCCCUCCAGGAUGGACGAUAGCAAAACUAAUCCAUGGUGACAGGCAUCUGCGACCUCCCGGCGGACUGCCUGGCGCUGGUCGCGUCCCUGACCUCCCCCGGGGACGCGUGCAGGCUGGCGGCCACCGCCAUCGCGCUCCGGGCGGCUGCCGACUCCGACCAGGUCUGGGGGAGCUUCCUCCCGGCGGACUGCACCGACAUCCUCGCGCGGUGUAGUGCUGCCGGUGAUGAGCGCCGCCGGGAAGGAGAAACGAAUAAGGAGCUCUUCUCCCGACUCUGCGACUGCCCCGUCUUUCUCGACGGCGGCAAGCUGAGCUUCUCGCUGGAGAGGCAUAGCGGCGCCAAGAAGUACAUGAUAGCUCUGUGGCACGGGUUUGGUGGCUACCAGUACUACGGAUUGGAGGACUCGUCCAGUCACACUUUCACCUUCACUCCAGUGUGCAGCUGCGCUCUAGGGAGGUGAGCAUUCCAUCGUCCGACGUUGCGGCGCCCUUCUAGCGAGGGCGACGAGCAGGGGCCACCUUUCGGUGAUGGAACUGGAUGGCGCUGGUGCGCCAGACGUGCAAGCGAUGGCGAUGACAUAGCUUCCAAAGACGGCUGGCAUCCCUUGCGAGGUGGCCUCCUUCGCGGUGUUGGUCCUUCAAUGAUGUUUGAGGGCUGCAGUGUCUAGUUGUCUUUGCUUUUUGGACAUUGUUGCUGCUCCUGAGCUCCAUUAUAUAAUGCUAGAGUUUUCUCUUUGUUUUUCUUGUGUCUUUCAGUGUUGUGUUGAAUUGUAUCGUUGCUUGUAAGGGCUUCAUUUUUUAAAGCCGGGCGCCAUCCUCUUUUCUAGACAUUGAGCCUUACUAUUUCGUCCUGUAGAUUCCGCGAGGUGGCGGCUCACUCAUAGAUGUUGUGGGUGACGUGGACGUCAUCAUGAACACCAAGAACCUCUCAGCUUCGAUAGAGGCUAUGUAGCCUAUCUUGUAUAUAGGGUGCAUUGGUGGUAUACAUUUGUACAGACACAUCUCAGAACCAAAACCAAAAAGCUGUAGGGGUCCUGCUUCGCUGCCAUUUGCAACAUGAUUGCAACCAUCUCAUGCCUCA